AUGUCUCCCCACGUCAAGGCCCUUGACUUCUUCAAAGACGGGCUAGAUAGGUUCCGUUCAUCCCAGGAUCAGCUGCAGAUAUUGUGUGAAGCUCCGCGCCACGAUGCAGGCUCGCCGCUACCACAAGAUGUACCCCGCGCCACAACCAGCAGCAACGGCGAUGUCGACACGGCAAACAGGAGCAAACCGCGUCUGCCGAGGCGCGUCGUCGUCCUGGACGCCUCCUUCAACCCGCCGACCAGGGCGCACAUGCAGAUGGCCACGAGCGCGAUCCGCAGCACCGAAGACAUGCGGCACACCAGGCUGGUGCUGCUCCUGGCCGUCAACAAUGCAGACAAGGCCCCGAAGCCGGCCUCGUUCGAGCAGCGGCUAGCUAUGAUGAACGCCCUAGCCCAGGACGUUUACGAGGAGCUCGCUGGCGACGACGAUGCGGGCGCGGAUGACGCUUCUGACGGCGGCGGCGAUCAUGACGGCCAUAGGUUCGGCAUCGACCUGGCCUUGACAACGCUCCCGUACUUUCACGACAAGAGCGCGGCCCUUGCGGCGGUCGAGGAGACAGCGUUCGAGCCGCCCCGGGCGGGGAGGCACCCCGUGGAGCAGGUUUUUCUCAUCGGUUACGACACCCUGAUCAGGCUGUUCAACCCCAAGUACUACUCCCGGACUGCGGAAAACGGAGAGGCUGUGAAUGGGAUCCGAGAGGCGCUGUCGCCGUUGUUCGGGCGCGCGAGGAUGCGCCUGACGCUCCGUGCGGACGCCGACUGGGGCGGCAGGGAGGAUCAGCUGGCGUACCUCGAGAAAGUCACGCACGGGGACGCUCUCGAGCAGGCCGGCGGGCUGAAGGAGUGGGCGAGUCGCAUCGAAGUUGCCGAGGCUGGGGACGCACAGGGUCUCGUCAGCAGCACAUCUGCGAGAGAAGCUGCCUCUAAAGGGGACUGGGCCCGGCUCAGGGAGUUGGUUCCCCCGAGGGUGGCUGCUUGGGUAAAAGACGAGAGACUCUACCAAGAGUCUGAAUAG
Pyricularia pennisetigena is the source of this 1014-nucleotide messenger RNA. RefSeq lists its product as uncharacterized. Lineage: Eukaryota; Fungi; Ascomycota; Sordariomycetes; Magnaporthales; Pyriculariaceae. The record is from RefSeq and is a predicted model, not a curated record. The transcript has a single exon. Gene Ontology annotation, molecular function: nicotinamide-nucleotide adenylyltransferase activity; ATP hydrolysis activity. Gene Ontology annotation, cellular component: cytoplasm; nucleus. Bases 1 to 1014 code for a protein of 337 amino acids.